Molecule: messenger RNA, 348 nt
Organism: Didymodactylos carnosus
Lineage: Eukaryota; Metazoa; Rotifera; Eurotatoria; Philodinida; Philodinidae
Source: the annotation of a GenBank genome assembly
AUGCGUCAAUUGAUCCAACUGCGAAAGUCUCGUGGCAAACCAACGGACAUAUACGCUGAACAAAAUUAUCCAGUCUAUGAACGCGAAUUACUAGCUAUCAUUCAUGCAUUACGUAUAUGGAGAUGUUACGUUGAAGAUUCAAACAAUUUUAUAACUAAAGAUCAUUGUCAUUCAAACGAUAUAAAUAAUGUGAAAAAAGUAGUAACAGAAUGUCCUGAUUGUCAAAACUAUCGUUUAGACCGUCAACCACAUGAACCAUUAGAGCCACUAUCAGCAAGUGGUCCGUUUGAAACAUGGGGAAUAGAUUUUAUUGGUCGAUUACCUGUAACUACAAAAGGAAAUAAAUAG